GCAGGACUGAGCAAAUCUCGUAUCAACACUAUAGUUUGAUUCUCUAGAGUAGACAGUGCUGCUACUCUUCAGCCCUGUCUUUCCACAUAUUAUGCGGUACUAAAUGGGGGGCUGUGAUGCCCCCUACAGAAGAGCCACCUGUCAUCAUGAAUAACUCUGGUUUCCGUGGUUGUCGCACUAUCUCGCAGCACCUGAACGACCUGAAGAAGGAGAACUUCAGCCUGAAGCUGCGGAUCUACUUCCUGGAGGAGAAGAUCCAGCAGAAGUUUGAGGAGAGCGGCGAUGACGUGCACAAGAGGAACAUCAUGUUGAAGGUUGAAGUGGAGAGUCUGAAAAAGGAACUUGAGGAGAAACAGCAGUUUCUGGACCAAGCUCUGUUGACGGCAGAGAGCCUGUCCAAUCAGAAUGAAGCAGAGCUGCAGCGUCGCCUGCAGGAGCGGCAGGAGGAGAUCAUCCACAUGCAGGAAAUCCUGGAAACCAAAGUUCAGCUGCUACAAGAGGAGGCCGAGCUGGCGCGAGGUGAGGCUGAGAGGAUGACCUCGCUGGCGGACUCUGAGUCUCAGCGCCGCCUGGCUGUAGAGAGAGAGCUGGUGGAGAGGAUGGAGGAGGAGGAGGGGGGGGGCUCAGGUGGACAGCCCAGCCAGCAGGCCCUGGCUGACAAAGACAGGCUGAUAGAAGGGCUGACACAGCAGAAACACUCACUGAGUCUCCAGCUCGAGGAGCUCCAUGUCAAAGUUCACCAUCUCUCCUCUCCUGCCAAGAGUACAGAACGAGAAGUGAGUCAUGGAGAGAGCCGAGUCUGCACACAGAUGCAGGGUCUGAUUUACACCUAA
Molecule: messenger RNA, 833 nt
Organism: Notothenia coriiceps (black rockcod)
Lineage: Eukaryota; Metazoa; Chordata; Actinopteri; Perciformes; Nototheniidae
Product: myomegalin-like
Exons: 7
Coding region: 117-833 (238 amino acids)
Biological process (GO): negative regulation of centriole replication; regulation of mitotic cell cycle spindle assembly checkpoint; chromosome segregation
Cellular component (GO): mitotic spindle pole; pericentriolar material; microtubule plus-end
Molecular function (GO): gamma-tubulin binding; microtubule binding
Source: RefSeq, a predicted model, not a curated record